Messenger RNA from Guillardia theta CCMP2712, 357 nucleotides. RefSeq lists its product as hypothetical. The record is from RefSeq and is a predicted model, not a curated record. Bases 1 to 357 code for a protein of 118 amino acids. Lineage: Eukaryota; Cryptophyceae; Pyrenomonadales; Geminigeraceae. The transcript is spliced from 4 exons.
AUGUCAGUGCUACCAACCGAGUUGAUCAUCUGCAUUCUAUCGCAGAUCAAAUGCCCGAGACAGGGUCUGAAGCAGUUGGACGUCAUUGCAGGUUUGUGGAGUUCUCGAGUCUGGCGAUCAGAAUUCUGUAGAGGCCUGAUAGAUUUCGAGACUUGGAAGCAAAGAUACAUCCUCCGACACCUCGACGAAGUGGACCUGACAAGGCGAGCCAAUGCCAUCGUCGAGGUCUCCAUGAAGCAACUUGCGCUGUUUCAAAAUGCCAUCAGGCAACAGCAGAUGGAGCAGGAGGUCAAGCUGGUUGCGAGGCUGGAGGCUCGCAGGUCCCAGCGCCUGCAAAGGAGGGGAAUGGAAAGCUGA